Messenger RNA from Trichosporon asahii var. asahii CBS 2479, 1416 nucleotides. RefSeq lists its product as uncharacterized. Bases 1 to 1416 code for a protein of 471 amino acids. Lineage: Eukaryota; Fungi; Basidiomycota; Tremellomycetes; Trichosporonales; Trichosporonaceae. The transcript is spliced from 2 exons. The record is from RefSeq and is a predicted model, not a curated record.
AUGACGACCUUACUCACCCUCUCGGGAAGUACGGCGUACCACCUCCCCGCGCCCGGCGUUCCCCCCGUCCCCCUGGCCAAGGGCGACCUCACCCUCUCCCUCCUGCCCGCCGACCCGCCCCGCCGCGCGCACGACCAGUUGGCCCUCUCUGUCGGCCAGACCAGCUUCCUCCUCGCUGCCAACAGCCCUGUUCGCAAGACGAAGAGCAAUGCCCAGCACGCUUCUUUCAUCUUUACCCCGGCGCCACCCGCUGAGGGGCAAGGCAUUGGGACAGUUCGCAUCGACAUGAAGGACAGCACCGACCCCGACGAUUGGGAGGACACGGAGCGCAAGUGCGCCGCUCUCGAGGCUGAGCUCCGCGCGCGCAAUCUGUGGGAAGACACGGAGCUGUUCGUCGACGACGAGAACGAAACCGGAGGACCGCAAGUGGGACCGAAGAAGGGAUGGGGUGAGAGCAUCGCCGGAGCGAUCAUGGGCGGCGCUUCGUCGCUCGUGUCCAAGCUCACCGGCCGCUCGAACUCCCAGGAGACAUUACCGACGACACGCGGAGCUUACGACGGUGGCUACCCGCCAUCGCCGAGCCUCGGCACGCCCGAGGAGGGCAAGCCGCAGCAUUUCAAGGCUCUUGCGGAACACUCGUGGGCUCAGGCGACGAUCGCGGCGCGCGGUAUCGGUGAGGCGGCUGCUGCUGUCGGUGGCGCCGUCGGCCAGAGCGCUAAGAACGCCUACGACGGCAUCAAGGACGGUGUCUCGGAGCGUGACGACAUCCCCGAGCUCCCUGCCAAGGACGCCCCGAAGCCGCCUGCCAAGGAUGCGCCGAAACCUCCUGCUAAGGACGAGGUCGAUGCGCUCGAUGAUGGCCCCGUCAAGUCUGCUCCUGUCGUCUCCGGCCGCGUCAAGAACGUCAAGCUGAACGAGGUCACUCCGAUCACGCCCAGCGAGCCUGACCAUCCCGUCGAGAACAUCAUUCCCGAGCCGGCCAAGAUCGAGGAGAAGCUCAAGGACGAGACGAACAAGGUUGUGGAGAACCCUGAGGACGAGCCGGAGCACCCCGUCGACAUAAUUAUCCCCGAGCCGACGAAGAAGGAGGAGCCUAAGUCGGAGGCGGCCAAGAAGGAGGCCGAGAAGCCUGUCGAGGAGGCUGUCAAGGACCUGAAGAUCAACGACGACGAUGUCGCCGAGUCUGCCAAGAUCGAGAUGGAGGAGGCCCGCGAGGAGGCUGCCGCGAUUGUCGCCGCGUCCGAUGCCGAGGUCAAGGCCGAGAAGGAGGAGGCGAAGGAGGAGGCUGAGGCUGAGGCCAAGGAAGAUGCUGAGACCAAGGACGCUAAGGAGGACGACAAGCCGAAGACUGGCGGCAACGGCGGCGGCGGCGGCGGCGGCAAGAAGAAGAACAAGAAGAACAAGAAGAAGAACUAG